Funneliformis geosporum is the source of this 2268-nucleotide messenger RNA. Lineage: Eukaryota; Fungi; Glomeromycota; Glomeromycetes; Glomerales; Glomeraceae. The record is from the annotation of a GenBank genome assembly.
AUGGCAGACAAAAAAUGUACAAUUUAUAUCGUUGACGUGGGACCUACUAUGUGGAAAGUCAAGCGUGAGGGCAGCACUGCGUUAGAUCUGGCUCGAAAGGCCCUUUUAGCUAUGCUUGAAGCAAAGGUGUUUGCGGGUCUUAAAUCUGAUGUGACUGGGUUAAUUGUAUUUGGAACAGAUGAGACAAGUAAUCAGCUGAACGAACAAACAAGCGAAUACGAAAACAUAACUAUUCUUUAUCCAAUAGAACAGCCACAGCUACCAAUCCUUCGAACAGUUAAUAAUAAUAUGCCUCGCGGGAAUGUACAAGCAGAUGCUUUUGAUGCAAUGAUCGUUUCAUUGAAUAUGAUUGAAGAACAUUGUAGAAAAUUAAAAUACACAAAAAAGAUAUAUCUUUUCACUGAUGGAGAGUCUCCCAUAAAUCAAUAUGAUUUUGAUCGUGUAUCAUCUCAAAUUUUAAGUCAAAAUAUAGAACUAAACAUCUUAGGUGUGGAUUUUGAAGAUCCUGAUAUUAGGCACUGUGAAGAAAACAAAUCUGAAAACAAGAAAAGAAAUGAGCAAUUCUUACGAAAGCUUGCCGACAAAUGCAAAGGCACGAUCUUUUCUAUGGAGUAUGUUUUGAGACAACUCUCAAAACCAUAUAUAAGGCCUGUAAAGCCUACAUCUGUUUAUCGAGGAACCUUAACUCUUGGGGAUCCCGAAACGUAUAAAUCAGCCUCGCUUGUAAUUGAUGUCGAAUUGAUUGCUCGUUCAAUGAAAGCAAAAUUAAAGAGUUUCAAAAAAUACUCUGCUCUCUCUGAAGCAGCAAACAAUAUCGAGAACAAAACAUACGAAGUGAGUCAAUCUAGGACUUACUCUAUAACUGUAGAUGAGAAUGUUAAUGAAAAGGUUGACGUACCACAAGAUGAAUUGGAUAGAGCUUAUGCAUUAGGCAAAACUUUUAUUCCAAUAAGCAAACAAGAUGAAAAUGUUUUUUCAUUUGAAUCCUCUCCAUGUUUAUCAAUAAUAUCCUUUAUUGGAAAGGAAGAGUUCAGAAGAGAACUAGUCUUGUUAAACGUUUUUACGGUUGUGUCCAAAAAAGAUGACCCAGUUGCUGCUCAACGACUUUCAUCUUUUAUACAUGUACUUUACGAAAAAGAUUCUUUUGCUAUAGUUCGCUUUGUGAAAAAAAAUUUUGAGCCACCAAAAUUAGGUGUUUUAAUUCCUUACAUUAAGCCACCUAAAGAAUGUUUAUACUUUGCCCGUAUUCCUUUCAAAGAGGACUAUCGGAGAUUUACUUUUCCAUCGUUGGAUCGUAUUGUGUCUAAAACCGGAAAGGAAUUAGAAGUUCACGAAUAUUUGCCAACUGAAGAAAUGCUGAAUAAGAUGGGUAAAUUCAUUGAAGGUUUGGAUUUGAUGAAUGCUGCGAUUGAUGAUGAAGGUAAUACUAGAGAAUAUUUAAAAGUGAAAGAAUGCUUUAAUCCGGUUAAUGUUAUGAUAAAAAAAGCUGUUAGCCAUAAAGCGCUAUAUCCAGAGGAACCUUUGCCACAACCCGAUCCGGCUUUAAAAUCACAGACGAGAAUGUUACCUUCAUUGGUAGAAAAAAAUAAAGAAUUAGUAAAUGAAAUGCGAGCGUUAUUUAAUUUAAAAGAAGUUAAAGGAAAAGGUAAAACUACGAAACGUCGCUUCGCUGAUGCUAAUGUAAGUGUUGAACAAAAUUUGAGUCUUGAUCAACUUUUAAGCAAUGAUGAACAAGAAAAGGGGAAAAGAACAAAAACUGAUAAUGGAGAUAGAGAGAAUACUUUGAUGCAAGAAAAGCAAGAACCUAUACGUGAAGUAGGUUUAGCAGAUCCUGUUGGCAAUUUCAAAGAAAUGAUUGCUAAUCGUGAAGAAGAUUUGGUUACCACUGCGGUGGAACAAAUGUGUCAAGUAGUUGAGCAUUUUGUGAAAUCUUCAUUUGGAACAUCGCUUUAUGAUAAAGCAUUGGAAUGCUUAAAAUUAUUACGAAAAACUUGCGCAAAAGAAAAUGAAUCCGAGAUGUUCAAUAAAUUUCUUAACGAAUUAAAAACUAUUGCUUUUACUUCUAAUCCUCCAAAAACAAAUUUUUGGGAAUUACUUGAACGCAUUAAGCUGUCAUUAAUUAUUAACACAGAAGCCGAUGAUAGUAUGAUUACUGAGAAAGAAGCAGAAGAAUUUUUAAAGAAGAAAUUGGAAAGGAAGAUUAUUGAAACAGCGGAUGAAGAACAAAUGCCAACAGAUGAAUUGUUAAAUUUAAUGGAUGAUGAUUAA